Seriola aureovittata is the source of this 2498-nucleotide messenger RNA. It is a transcript of the gene napepld, whose product is annotated as N-acyl phosphatidylethanolamine phospholipase D. The transcript has 10 exons. Gene Ontology annotation, molecular function: zinc ion binding; N-acylphosphatidylethanolamine-specific phospholipase D activity. Gene Ontology annotation, biological process: N-acylphosphatidylethanolamine metabolic process; N-acylethanolamine metabolic process. Bases 323 to 1525 code for a protein of 400 amino acids. Lineage: Eukaryota; Metazoa; Chordata; Actinopteri; Carangiformes; Carangidae. The record is from RefSeq and is a predicted model, not a curated record. Gene Ontology annotation, cellular component: membrane-bounded organelle; cytoplasm.
CAGAGCUGGUACCGACUAAUGAUCCUCACGGUCCUGCUGCAUGAUUCGAAACUCCACGUCUUACCUUCAUAAAGACAUCCUGCCGACAGCUUUUACUGCAGCCGUUAAGUUUCUUAUUGAUACUUGCUAAAAGAUACGUUAUUGUAAUGUAAACUGUAUUGGAAAUGCUCUGCGAACCGUAUAGCUCCUAAUAAUGAUACCCUGCUCCUCGAAUUAAAACAGUGUAUGGCGCAAACGUAAAUGAAACAAACAUGUCUCCUUGCUGAGGUAACAACUGGUGGUAUUCUUUUGCGUUCAAGUUUUCAGGUGCUGUGGUGUGCCCAUGGAGAAGCCAUCAUCUUCAGGUAGAGCAGCUCUGGAGGAGAGAAAAAGCCUAGUGGAGGAUGAAGUGAUAAGAGGAGCUGAGGGUGGAGAGGUGGAUCCUCAGACCCCGAGGAAGAGCAGCUCCUCCCGCUCUUCCCGCAAGAGCUUCCGCCUGGACUAUCGGUUGGAGGAGGAAGUUACAAAGUCCUGUCGAGACAAACAUGGCCGCUGGAUCAACCCCUGGCCCACAUGGCGGUUCCCUUCCUACUCAAUGCUGCUGAGAUUCUUCUUGUUGGAUAAAAAUCACAGCAAUGUGCCAACUAGUAAAGAGGUUCUGGACAGUGAGCUCCCAGUGAUGGAACCGUACUUUGUCCAGAACCCAGACCUCUCUGACUCUGGUCCAGGUCUGAGAGUCACCUGGCUGGGUCACGCCACAGUUUUGGUUGAAAUGGAUGGACUCAAUAUUCUGACAGAUCCAAUCUUCAGCCAGAGGGCCUCACCUUUCCAGUUCAUGGGGCCCAAAAGGUACAGAGGGCCUCCCUGCACCGUGGAACAGCUGCCCAGGAUCGAUGCUGUUGUGAUCAGUCACUCUCAUUUUGACCAUCUGGAUGCUGGAUCUGUUGCCAGCCUUAACGCACGCUUCGGAGGGGAGCUACGCUGGUUCGUGCCCCUUGGUUUGAUGGACUGGUUGGUGAAAAUGGGCUGUGAGAAUGUGAUGGAGUUGGACUGGUGGGAGGAGAACUGUGUCCCAGGUCAUGAUGAAGUGACAUUUGUCUGUACACCAUCUCAGCAUUGGAGCAAACGCACAGCUCUGGAUGACAACAAGUCUUUAUGGGGCAGCUGGUCUAUUUUGGGUCCAGACCAUCGAUUCUUCUUUGCUGGUGAUACUGGCUACUGCGCUUCCUUCCAGGAGAUAGGAAGGCGCUUCGGGCCAUUUGACCUUGCAGCAAUCCCCAUCGGAGCGUAUCUGCCCAGGGACGUUAUGCAGGGGCAGCAUGUGGAUCCAGAGGAGGCUGUUCUAAUUCACCAGGACCUUCAGGCCAAACAGUCUGUGGCCAUUCACUGGGGGACCUUUGCUCUCGCCUAUGAGUACUAUAUGGAGCCGCCGGUUCGUCUUAGAGAGGCCCUGGAGCAGAAAGGACUGAAACCAGACUCCUUCUUCACUUUGCAUCAUGGGGAGUCUCGCCUUAUAGCUUCACGGGAAGGAGACGUCUUUGAAUGAUCCUCCACUCUGCAGUGUGCUGUGGGCUGAACUUACUGUAGAUUUCUGUCUGUAACAAAGUGAACAUUUUAUCAUAUAUAGAUGGACUCCAGUGAUUAAAGUAUGAAGUGCAUUUGUAUGCAGCUUAUUCCAACUUAAAAUUAAAAUGUUUGAUACUGUUUACAUACUGAAUGUUUGCCCUGCCAUCACAUGGUCAUUGGUGAACCGUACUACCUGGAGGAGCUGUGACUGUACUCUGUGUGAAAAAAAAAAAAAAAAGGGUUUGUUAGGUUUACACAAUAAAAAAAGUUUUUAAUUCUUAGCUCAGUCAGUGUGGUAUGUACAGUUGAAAGGUUAUUGUAUUAGUGUGAGAAAAAAUCAGUUUUUUGUAAUCUCAAACUGUUAUAAAUAAUCAUAUUUAGAACAUGGUCUGCACACUGGCUGGAGAAACUUUUCAGCCCUGAGGAGAAAAUUAUGCACAAACAAGUUAAAAACAACCACUGAAAAGAAACCUGUGUGCUUAAUAUCACUGGUUUGUGGAAGCUUGAUCAUCAGUUGACCAGGAUUGUUUUUCUGAUUUUAUUUACAUCAGAAAGUCAAAUCAGAAUUUAAAAAAAAGAGAUGCAAUGAGAAUUAAACUCAGAUGGAGUGAAUGGUGCUGGUACCAAGUUACUAUAAAUGGCUUGAACUUUUAAAAUGGAGAUAUUCAUGCAGGUGAAGUUUGGCAUAGGGAACAAUGACAAACCUUCACGAUGAAGCUGGGCAGGAGACUGCAGGCACUGUGUUGCAUCUUCAUGUUCACACAGAGCUGGACAUAACUUCUUGUGGUCUGAAAUAUCAAAGAGAAAAACUGUUAGAAAGUUAUUUUCCAAGAGUGGUGAUAGCUAAUGCCAGAUUGCAGUGCUAUAUUUUUGUUUGUUUCAGAAUGUAUCUUAGCUGAUCCAAAACUACACAAGACAAAGUGUUAGAAUAAAUCUGUUUUUGUUGUCUGUGA